AUCUUCAAACACAGCAUUCUGCAUGUCAAUUAUACUACAUACAACCUGCAACGCAAGCAAGAUACAAUUAAUCCUUGUACUCAUGCUGAUAUCAUGGUGCUUGCUCAUGAAGAUGAGUGCACACAUCCAUAUUGGUAUGCUUGUGUCAUGAAAAUUUUCCACAUGAAUGUG
This is a messenger RNA of Suillus subalutaceus, 171 nucleotides long. RefSeq lists its product as uncharacterized. NCBI's taxonomy places the organism in Eukaryota, Fungi, Basidiomycota, Agaricomycetes, Boletales, Suillaceae. The transcript has a single exon. The annotation marks the transcript as partial. The record is from RefSeq and is a predicted model, not a curated record.